AUGUCGCAGGACACGGGUCUGUGGUCCGUCCGUAGACCUCGCGAGACCCUGGGCGGCAUCACCAACAACACAGCAAUCCCUCAACCUGGCUCGACCAUGAAGCGAUCGAGCAGCACCAACUUUGCUGGCCGCUCCGUGUCGGGCUCGCGACAAUCUCUCGCGAUGUCGCGACCGAGCCAGCCGCGCUUCUCGAUCGGCGGCGACUACAGCGCCAACAAACGCCAGUCGUAUCAGCCAAAGGGAAGCUUCACCCCGGCUGCCGCGACUCGCGAUGUCGACAGACGAAGCAGUGUAUACCACCCGCGUCAAUCAAGGGACGCGCCGGUCAGCGGCCAGAGUUUUUUUCAAGCGACGCCCCAAGCAGCUGGGGUACCGAGAGAUCCCCGCCCAUUGAGAGAUCGCUCCUACCAGGCGCGCCUGGGUCAGGAGUUGAUGGAGUACAUGACGCACCACAACUUUGAGCUGGAGAUGAAGCACGUUCUCUCGGCCAACGUCAUGAAGUCGCCCACGCAAAAGGACUUUAAUUACAUGUUCCAAUGGCUGUAUCACCGCAUCGACCCGAGCCACCGCUUCCAAAAGAACAUUGACCAGGAAGUCCCGCCGAUAUUGAAGCAACUACGGUACCCGUUCGAACGGAGCAUCACAAAGAGCCAGAUCGCCGCAGUCGGUGGACAGAACUGGUACACAUUCCUGGGGCUGCUCCACUGGAUGAUGCAGCUGGCGCAGAUGCUGGAUGGGUUUGCUGCUGGGCGGUACGACGAUGCUUGUAUGGAGAGCGGCGUCGACGUCAGCGGCGAUCGCAUCAUUUUCCACUUUUUGAGCACGGCGUAUAAGGACUGGCUGGCUAUGGAUGAAGAUAUGGGAGACGAGGAGGCGGAGCGUGUGCUGGCGCCGCACGUGGCGGACAUGGCGGUGGCCUUUCAGGAGAGCAACUCCAAGUACACGUCUGAACUUGAGAUGCUGGAAGCCGAGAAUGCGCGGUUGCUCAAGGAGAUUGAGGACCUGCAAAAGGCGACGCCCGACCCUGCUGUGCUCGACAACCACUUCAAAAUCAUGGAGGAGGACAAGGCAAAGUUUGAAGAGUACAACCACCUGGCCAUGCAGCGCACCGACAAAUACGAGAACCGGAUACAGGUCCUCGAGGAGGAACUGGAGAAGCUCAAUGCUGAGGUAUCGGAAGCCGAGGACGAGAGACGGAGUCUACAGAAAUCGGUGGACGCUCAGGGAAUCAGCAUGCAGGAUAUCGACCGCAUGAAUUCCGAGCGCGAGCGAUUGCAAAAGGGCAUUGAGUCGGCCAGCCAGCGUCUGGAGGAGGUCAAGAAGAAGGCAUCUGACAGAGAGGCCGAAGCGGGCCGCAAGCUGGAGGAGCUGGAGCGCACAGUGGAUCGGUACAACACAGUCGCGUACCAGAUUGCCCUGAUACCCUCGACCGCUGCCAAUGCGCACGGACAAGACUACGAGCUCCAGAUCCAGGUCAGCGACAACUCGGAUUUUACAUCAUCGAAUUUCAAAACCUCGGUCAACGCAGCAUCGACAGGGCGGCUCUUGGAGGACCCCACCACUGGAUAUCAGCCUGGCCACAUUCUGAACCUAGAUCUUCGCGGGUCCAUCCGCAAUCACUUCAUCUCGCUGCGCAAGGAAAUAUCCGAGCGAAGAAGCGCUGCGAUGGAGGAUAUGAUGAAAGAUCACGACCUGUUGGAUGGCAUCAAGGAAGCGAUUGAGGACAAGCGUAGCGAGGUCGAAGCGCUCAACCACCGUGUCCGCGCGGCCGAACAAGAGUGGGAGAAGACCAAAGAGGUGACCCAGGCGCAGAAGCUCAACUCGGAUGCGCAAAUUGAGAAGAUUGAGAAAGAACUGUCGCAGAUGCGGGCGGGUCUGAGUGAGGGUGUGCAGCUGUUGGAGCAGCGGGAGAUCAACACCACGAUUGAGUACGAGCAGCUGGUACUGCGGGCCAACUCACUCCGAGAGGAGCUCCAUACAGAGAUUGACCGCAUGCUGAACGACGUGAUCAAGUUCAAGAUUCAUGUGCAGAAGGGCCUGGACGACUACGAGGGCUUUGUGACGGAGGAGCUCGAGGGGGAGCUGGGUGCUGACGAGGGUACCGUGAGGCUCGACGAAGAGCUGUGA
Messenger RNA from Emericellopsis cladophorae, 2127 nucleotides. RefSeq names its product kinetochore protein NDC80. The record is from RefSeq and is a predicted model, not a curated record. Gene Ontology annotation, biological process: attachment of mitotic spindle microtubules to kinetochore. Gene Ontology annotation, cellular component: Ndc80 complex. The transcript has 3 exons. The coding region runs from base 1 to 2127 and encodes 708 amino acids. NCBI's taxonomy places the organism in Eukaryota, Fungi, Ascomycota, Sordariomycetes, Hypocreales, Bionectriaceae.